This is a messenger RNA of Amoebophrya sp. A25, 1292 nucleotides long. NCBI's taxonomy places the organism in Eukaryota, Dinophyceae, Syndiniales, Amoebophryaceae. The record is from the annotation of a GenBank genome assembly.
CUUUUUCUAGCCUGGACGGUCGACAGGAAGAUCAAUCAGCAAGAGAACUACUACAGAGACAAGGUGCAGCAACGCAGCCGACAGUAGUUCCUGUUCCAGUAGUUAAGACUUACCGUUGUAAUCAUUCUCCCAUUUUGACAUAGUGGGGACCUCUUGGAAAUCAUGUCGCUUAUUCUUUUUAAGGGAUAAACGGUUCCAAGAUGAAUGCUAAGAUACUGGAAUCCUAACCCAGCUGAAACGACUAAUAUAUACCCCUUGAUGCUGGGUACAUCUCUACCAUCUUCAUCAUAGGGUUACAGAUUGAUUUGGUUGAGAUCUAAGAUAACGACACCAAGCGCGUCGAGAAGAAGCAGCUCGUCUUCAACGACACCGUAUUACUACAAAUGGAUUCGCAUCAAAGAAGGAGAGCGUGAUAAGGUGAUUAAAUUUCAGAAAGUCUUGGGGAAUAUCUACAAUCGUUCGUCGGAAAAGAAUAAAGAUUAUGGUGGGCAGCUUUUACUCCAAUCGAUCUCAACAUCAUCUCUUCGCUACUACCCUGUUCUUCAUCCCAUAGAGGAAGAAUUCCAGGAAAAAGGGGUCGGGUGGAUGAGGGGUCCGAGGAGAUUAAUAAAGGCUGACGCUUCUAACCUGAUUAAGGCUACCGCUGAAGCAUUCUCAGCACCAUCCCUGGCUUCUUUUUCAAGGGGAAAAAGGGCUCAGGGAUGGACUCAAGGAUGCGACGCUUGAGGAUGCUAACCUGAGCUUGAGGAUACUCGCGUUGAUGUGGGAGAUAAAGUGGUGGCUGUGAAAUGCGAUAAGAAGAUCCAUUUUCUGCAUGCAAACCGAACCGGCCAAGAACUGGCUCUCUUAGUGGUUCGUAACAAUAUCAGGGGAAAGAUUAAGGCUCAACUUUCAAUGGUCACAGAAACACUGUCAGACCACGUCUCUACGGUCACUAUGAAAGGUGAUAACAGGGACAUUAGCAUGCAUUGGAGUUGGUCGCUGAGAUCGAAGAGGCGCGACCCCUUGAGAGGGAAAAGGGGAGAAGGGAAAGGGGAGAGCUUUGAAGGGGGUCCCUUCCGUUCAGAGUCAUGAUGACCAUUGAAGGCUGAGCUUUAAAAAGAAGAGAGCGUUGAGAAAUCGAGCAAAAAAUGCGGCUGCUGAUGGUGAUGCUGAUGGUGUCCUCGCAACCACGGGGAAGCAAGGACCACAAGGACCAACGACCACCGAGAAUCCUACUAACGUAGUCACAGCCCCCAGUGAGUACGAGUACGACGCUGAUUUGGCUAGUGCAGUUCUUGGAUAUCAACAAG